Cyphellophora attinorum is the source of this 975-nucleotide messenger RNA. RefSeq names its product Chitin deacetylase 1. Bases 1 to 975 code for a protein of 324 amino acids. NCBI's taxonomy places the organism in Eukaryota, Fungi, Ascomycota, Eurotiomycetes, Chaetothyriales, Cyphellophoraceae. Gene Ontology annotation, molecular function: hydrolase activity, acting on carbon-nitrogen (but not peptide) bonds. Gene Ontology annotation, biological process: carbohydrate metabolic process. The transcript is spliced from 4 exons. The record is from RefSeq and is a predicted model, not a curated record.
AUGGUCAACUUCGAUACCAAGUAUGACAUACCUCGCGACCUUGAGGGCUUUGGCGAGGACCCGAUAGAUCCCCAGUGGCCGAACGGGACACGCAUCGCAGUGUCGUUCGUGCUCAACUAUGAAGAGGGAGCGGAGCGUACCUAUCACAAUGGUGAUGGCCAUUCAGAGCCAUACUUGUGGGAGAAAGGUGCGUCUGGCGGUCACAAGGAAGGCGCACCCUACGUCAACCAGGAAUCGGAGUAUGAGUACGGAAGCCGCGUUGGCGGGUGGCGACUUCUUCGUCUCUUCAAGGAAUUUGGAUGGCAGUGGACCACCUACGCUGUGGCCCAAGCGAUGCAAGUGAAUCCCAAAUUUGCGAAGGCGUGCGUGAGAGACGGCCAUGAAAUUGCAACCCAUGGUCUGCGAUGGCUCGACAUCUGGGACUAUGAUCUCCAGCAGGAGAAGGACUACAUCAUCCAGUCUCUGAAAGUUCUGAAGGAUGUGACGGGCGAGUGGCCAGUCGGAGCAUACUAUGGCCGAGGCACACCUAACACAAAAGCCCUCUUUCCAGAAGCCUUUAAAGAAGCCGGGACAGAAAUGCUGUGGAACAGUGAAGCAUACAAUGACGACGUACCUUACUGGGUGGACUUGCCAGCCGAGAAAGACUUGCCUGAUGAUCAGAAGAAGGGAAUGCUAAUUGUGCCCUAUAACUACGAUUGCAACGACGGGAAAUUUCACAUGAGUCCUGGAAAUGGCGGAACUGCAGCGUGGGAGGCGUAUCUGAAGUCAACGUUCGAUAUGCUCUAUCGAGAAGGUGGUAGAAUGAUGAAUAUUCCGCUACACAGUCGGAUUGCUGGUAAGCCAGGCCGUUCUGAAGCCCUUCGAAAUUUCAUGAAAUAUAUUCAGCAGCACGAAGGCGUGUGGGUGGCCACUAGACGAGAUAUUGCGAAGCAUUUCAAGGAGAAAUAUCCAUACAAGCCAGGGCAUCGAGCAUAA